This is a messenger RNA of Plutella xylostella (diamondback moth), 476 nucleotides long. It is a transcript of the gene RpS24, whose product is annotated as ribosomal protein S24. NCBI's taxonomy places the organism in Eukaryota, Metazoa, Arthropoda, Insecta, Lepidoptera, Plutellidae. Gene Ontology annotation, molecular function: structural constituent of ribosome. Gene Ontology annotation, biological process: translation. Gene Ontology annotation, cellular component: ribosome. The record is from RefSeq and is marked provisional.
CACGUGCGUGAUUUACGCCGAAAACACUAAAAUAAGUAAAAAUGAGUGAAGGAACGGCGACAAUUCGCACCCGGAAAUUCAUGACCAACAGGUUGUUGGCCAGGAAGCAGAUGGUGUGCGAUGUCAUCCACCCCGGCAAGCCUACCGUCAGCAAGACUGAGAUCAGGGAAAAGCUGGCUAAGAUGUACAAGGUGACGCCCGACGUCGUCUUCGUCUUUGGUUUCAAGACAAACUUCGGUGGUGGCAAAUCGACCGGAUUCGCUCUUAUCUACGACACACUGGACUUCGCCAAGAAGUUCGAGCCCAAGCACAGGCUGGCGCGCCACGGCCUGUACGAGAAGAAGCGGCCGACGCGCAAGCAGCGCAAGGAACGCAAGAAGGAUGAAGAAGUGCGAGGAACCAAGAAGUCCAAGGUCGGAGCGGCCGCCAAGAAGUGAUGUGACGGUUAGGUGUAAGUAAAUAAAAACCCAAAAAAA